CUCCUUAUAUUCAAGUUUCGCGGCAACGCCUCAUUCUUUAUCUCUUCAUAAAGUUUUGAUUUUUUUUUUUUAAUUUUUUGCUUUUUACUUUCCCCGAAAUUCUUCCUCUCUGUUCGUGUGAUCGAAUGAUUUUCUAAUUCGGCCACAGAUCGCGCGAGGUUCAAAAGAGACGCUAGAAAAGUUUCUUGAUGGCCCCAACGAGAAAAUCUAGAAGUGUGAAUAAGCGAUAUGCAGAUGAGGUGUCUCCUGUGAAAGAUAUCAGCAGUUCAAGCAGAAGUAAGCAAAAGAAAUUGUCUGAUAAAUUAGGACCUCAAUGGAGAAAGGGGGAGCUUCAACGUUUUUAUGAAGCUUAUCGAAAUUAUGGGAAAGACUGGAAAAAGGUGGCUGCUCAAGUUCGUAACAGAUCAGUUGAAAUGGUGGAGGCCCUCUUCAAUAUGAAUCGGGCAUACUUGUCCCUGCCAGAGGGAACAGCAUCCGUGGUUGGCCUUAUUGCAAUGAUGACAGAUCACUAUAAUAUCCUGGAAGGGAGUGAUGGUGAGCGAGAGAACAAUGAUGCUUCUAGCAUGCCACAAAAAUCUCAGAAACGCAAGUAUGGGAAACAUCAGCUAAGUGCUUCGAAAGAAGAUGGUUUAAUGUCCUGGCCAAUGGCAUCAACUGAUGGAUGCCUAUCAUUUUUGAAGAGAGCCCACUUAGACGGUAAUCAGCCUCGUGCAGUGAAGAAAAGGACACCUCGUGUCCCGGUUUCAUAUUCCUAUAAGAAAGAUGAUAGAAUCAAUUAUACUUCACUGAAUGACAAAAAGCGGGAGUCAGAAGUUGAUGCUAAUGAUGUUGAGGUUGAACACGUGGCAGCAUUGGCAUUAACUGAGGCAUCACAAAGGGGAGGAUCUCCACAAGUUUCUCAGACACCAUACAGAACAACAGAGCAUGGAAAAUCCUCACCAGUUCUGAGCUGGGAUAAAACGUUUCCAAAGCUGGAGACAGCUUAUGCCAAAGUCCAUGAUGUUUCUCCAUCUGAAGACAGAUCUCAGGGUAGAACAGGAAGUGAGAAGCCUGAAAAUGGUUUUUCUGCUGGAGAUAAAGGUUCAAUGCAUAUGGAAGGUGUUGGUACAGUUGAAGUUCACCGAAAGGGGAAAAAGAUCUACAGAAAGAGAAUGAAAGUUGAAGAGGUCAGAAACAGUCUGUCUGAUGAUGGAGCUGAAGCAUGUAGUGGUACUGAAGAAGGAAUGAAUACUCCGAAGGGUAAAGAUGACCCAGAGGUUUUAAAUGCAAAAGAUGAGCGAUUCCCUCGAAGGGGUCAGAGGAAGAAGAAAGGGAAUCUUUUCUUUGGAGAUGAAAAGUCCUCCUUGGAUGCUCUGCAAACGUUGGCUGAUUUAUCCUUAAUGUUCCCAGACUCUAAAAUGGAAUCUGAAUCAUCGGCACACUUGAAGGAAGAAAGAACUGUAACUGAUAUGGAUGACAAGUCUAGUGCUCCUGAAGCUACAUCUACUAGUUAUCCUAAUAAACUUCCUGGACCUAAUGAGAAGGUGCUGAGAACUGUUACUGUAGUUGAAGGUCUUAGCCCAAGAAUUUCUAAACGUGGACGAUACUCAGAUAUUGAUGUUGAAAAUGUCAGAGAGGCGGAAGAACAGCCUGAAUCUCCAAGUAAUUCAAUGAAAAAAAGGCGCAAACCUAUUCUCACAAAAAAGUUAGCAAAUGCUGAAGCUCUUACAAAUUCUCAUUUGAAUAGAACUAUGGAAAGGAAGGCCUCAUCUGGAGGAGAGAGUAAAAUUUCUGUAAAAGGUAAGCAGACCAACCAAUAUUCUGCUCAGUCAAAACAAUGGAAACCAGGUCAAGUGUUGGAAGGUUCUUCUGUUAAUAGUGAUCACAAAAGAGCGAGGAUAGAUAUAGUGGCACCAACCGUACAACUUCCUGCUGUAAGCCAAGGUAGUAAGCAAAGUAGACAAAAGAUGCAUUUACAGAGGAAAUUUAGUUCAAAAGGGCUGACGCCUUCUGAGAGCAUAUUAAAAAAUACACCAAAUAAAUGCUUAAUCUCACAAGAAGACAAAGUGGUCUCUCUGAAGGAAAACAUUUCUUGCUGCUUGUCAUCUGAAUUGGUGCGCAGAUGGUCUACUUUUGAAUGGUUCUACAGUGCAAUUGAUUACCCUUGGUUUGCUAAUAGGGAGUUUGUGGAGUAUUUGAAUCAUGUUGGACUAGGGCACAUUCCAAGACUUACACGUGUGGAAUUGGGUGUCAUAAGAAGUUCCCUUGGCAAACCUCGGAGGUUUUCUGAAUGCUUUCUGCAUGAUGAAAGAGAGAAACUUAAACAUUAUCGGGAAUCAGUGAGAAAACAUUAUGCUGAACUUCGGACUGGUAUUAGGGAAGGACUUCCAAGAGAUUUACCACGCCCUUUGUCGGUUGGACAAAGAGUGAUUGCUAUUCAUCCCAAAACAAGGGAACUACAUGAUGGGAGUGUACUCACUGUUGAUCAUGACAAGUGCAGGGUUCAGUUUGAUCGUCCUGAGAUAGGAGUGGAUUUUGUCAUGGAUAUUGAUUGCAUGCCUUCAAAUGCAUUUGACAAUAUGCCAGAAGCUCUAAGGAGACAAAUUGUUGCUGCUAAUAAGCUCCCUCAACUGAAUGGAUGGUCUAAUUUUGGUGGGCCUGUAAUGAAUGCUUCAGGUGGGCAUAUGGGGAUAGCACCCCUUCCCAUGGACACUUUAGUAAAGCAGACCAAGGGUGAUACAAACUGUGCCAUUCCACAAGCAAAAUCAGUGGCUAUGGACAUUGCUAGUGCACCGCAAGCCUAUGGUCAACCUUGUACAGUGGCACAGAUCCAGGAAAGGGAAGUUGAUAUACGAGCUAUUUCUGAGCUGCACCGUUCUCUUGCUAAGAAGGAAGCAUUGUUGAUGGAACUUAGGAACACUAACAAUGACAUAAUGGAAAGCCAUAAUGGUGGAGAUAGCUCUGUAAAAGAUUCUGAUCCUCUCAGGAAACAUAUUGCCAUGGUACUUGUACAGCUAAAGGAAGCCAAUGGCCAGGCUUCUUCCGCUUUACUUCAUUUGAGACAAAGAAAUACAUACCCUGAAAGCUCCCUACAGCCUUGGCUGAAGCUCCCAGACAAUUCUAGUUGCUUAGGUAGCCUGACUAAUAGUUUUGAUAAUUUUUACGCUUCAAAAGAAUGUGGACCUGCUGUCAUCGAAAUAGUCAGAGGGUCAAGACUAAAAGCACAUACAAUGGUAGAUUCUGCUAUCAAGGCAAUGUCAUCAAGAAAGGAAGGGGAAGAUGCUUAUAUUAGGAUUGGAGAAGCUUUAGACCGUUUAGAUAAAAGGCAUUUGAUAUCUGACUCUGGAGUACAAAUCAGGUCUCCAGAGCAGGUCAAUGGCACUUUGAGUCAUCACAAUCAGUUUGUUACCAGCACAGCAGAGUUGUCUAACAAAAACGAGACCCAAAUUCCCUCGGAGCUUAUCACUUCAUGCGUCGCAACAAUGUUCAUGAUACAGACAUGUACUGAACGACAAUAUCCUCCGGCAGAUGUGGCUCAGAUAAUUGAGUCUGCCGUGUCAAGCUUGCAUCCGUGCUGCCCUCAGAACCUUCCCAUUUACAGGGAGAUAGAAAUGUGCAUGGGACGGAUUAAGAUGCAAAUACUGGCUCUAAUACCAACUUGAAAUCUUCCCUGUCCGUCCCAACCGUCACGUAAAUAUGUUGGUUAAAUUUUGAUUUAGGGUUUAGUUUAGAGUUUAGCUAGUAGUUUUUGUUUUAACUAAUUCAAUUAGCAGUUAGCCAUGGUUAGUAUUAUCCCUUAAGAUCAUGCCUCGAAAGUAUUUAAAUUGGCUUUUAUUUUUUCUUUUUGCCUCCCAUUUAUUCUUUGUAAUGAGCAGUUGUUGCAAUUCAUUUAUAUCUCAUUCAGAAUCAGGAGAUUAA
Molecule: messenger RNA, 3897 nt
Organism: Mangifera indica (mango)
Lineage: Eukaryota; Viridiplantae; Streptophyta; Magnoliopsida; Sapindales; Anacardiaceae
Product: protein ALWAYS EARLY 2
Exons: 20
Coding region: 189-3641 (1150 amino acids)
Biological process (GO): DNA-templated transcription; regulation of cell cycle; regulation of transcription by RNA polymerase II
Cellular component (GO): transcription repressor complex; nucleoplasm
Molecular function (GO): DNA binding
Source: RefSeq, a predicted model, not a curated record